Fusarium verticillioides 7600 is the source of this 1226-nucleotide messenger RNA. RefSeq lists its product as hypothetical. Gene Ontology annotation, molecular function: methyltransferase activity. The transcript has 9 exons. NCBI's taxonomy places the organism in Eukaryota, Fungi, Ascomycota, Sordariomycetes, Hypocreales, Nectriaceae. The record is from RefSeq and is a predicted model, not a curated record. Bases 101 to 1096 code for a protein of 331 amino acids.
GCAUGCAUACUACCUACGCAAUCAUUUGCCAUUUCCACCCGCAGAUUCCCCCAUCUUCACUUAUCCCUCAUUGAGCGAUUUUCAGGUCAUCAACUUCAACAUGUCGACUGUAGAAGCAGAUCCCGUACUUCAUCCUGACGAGGAUGUCGUCGAUGAUGCAGACUCGUCAAUUGGGACAGAUGCCGCCUCAUCAACAACCAGCAUCUCAAGCUCCAUCUUGAAUUUUUGGCUUGAGAACGGUAGAACCUACCAUAGCUUCAAAGACGGAAAAUAUCAUCUGCCGAAUGACCAGGUUGAAAAUGAGCGUCUAGACCUCCAGCAUAACCUUUUCCUGUUAACAUUUGGCGAUAGACUGGGCCUUGCUCCGCCAAAUGAACCCGGUGUAAAGGUCGGAAGUGUACUCGACGUGGGGACAGGAACCGGGAUAUGGGCCAUUGACUACGCUGAUGAGCAUCCAGAAGCUGAGGUCAUUGGGGUCGACCUUUCGCCAAUUCAGCCCGCUUUCAUCCCGCCAAACCUUCGUUUUAUUAUUGAUGACAUCGACGAGGACUGGGAAUAUGGUCAUUCGUUUGAUUAUAUCCACAGCAGGAUGAUGGUCUUUAGCAUCAAGAAUUGGAAGCACUACAUCCGCAAGAUCUUCAAUAAUCUCAAGCCUGGUGGCUAUGUCGAGAUUCAAGAAACUGGGGGCAUUGUUCUCUCCGACGACGGGACUCUUACGCCUGACCACGCCCUUUCAAAGUGGUGUAACCUCCUCGGGGAGGCUUUUACUAAGCUCGGCAGUACCUCCAUCGAGUUCGACGAGAUCAAAGCUAUUAUGCAAGAAGUCGGCUUUGUCGAUGUCGUCGACAAAAGAUUCAAGUGGCCUACCAAUCCCUGGGCUCGAGAUAAGAAGUAUAAAGAGUUGGGAAUGUGGAAUAACUACAAUGCUUCGAACGCUUUGGAGUCGUUGACCAUGGCGUCGUUUUCGAGGGCUCACGGAUGGUCGCGGGAGGAAGUUAUUACGUUCCUUGUUGAUGUGCGGAAGGAUUUAAAUAAUCCCAUUGUUCAUGCUUAUAACCCCAUAUGUUCUAUCUUUGGGAAGAGACCGGAUAUUUAAUAGAGACAGGGGAUGAGUGAAGAUCUAGGUUUGUGUUUACUGACUCCAGUAUGUGAAAAUCAAAAAUGCUGGCGAACUAUCUGAUCCGAUCCAAUUCUGUGUCGUGAUUAAUCUAUGUGUUAGUAGCUCA